Molecule: messenger RNA, 2838 nt
Organism: Notodromas monacha
Lineage: Eukaryota; Metazoa; Arthropoda; Ostracoda; Podocopida; Cyprididae
Source: the annotation of a GenBank genome assembly
AUGGAGCGGCUGAGUUUGAAGACGUUUAGUGGCUCAGAUUUUCCGUUGCUGUCGCGAGUAUUUAUAACUCGCGGGGAAAGAAAAGAUAAUCUUCUCGUCAUUACAUCGGACGCCACCAGGCACACAUCAUGCGGGGGAGGAGGAAAUUGUGAUGACAUGUGGUUCCUUUAUUUGUUGACUUGGCUGUCUUUUGCAGUGCAGCUCUGUGUGGUCACUCUUGCGCUUGCUGCUGGUCUGUACUAUUUGGCAGAACUUGUGGAGGAGUUCUCUGUGGCCACGGGGAAGACAAUUAGAUUCCUGAUAUGGAUGACGAUCGUGUCGUAUGUGAUGCUGUUUGUGUUCGAGGACUUUCCGGGAUCGAUGGUCGCGGCCGGAUUCGCGGCCCAAGUGUGUCACUUGCUCAUCAUGCGAACGUUCCCGCUCGUCAACGUCACUUCGUUGCCGUUCAUCGGAGCGCUUGUGUUGUUGGGGUGGAACCAUUAUGUAGCGUUUAGCUACUUUUCAAGCAAAUAUUUCGCAUUGUCUGAGAUUUUGACGUAUUUUACGUUGUUCAUGUGGCUGGUGCCAUUUGCGCUGCUGGUGUCGUUGUCCGCUAACGACAACGUAUUACCGUCGUAUGCUGACGCGGGCGAAGCUCAUCCUCUCCUAUUUUGCUGCUUGGGACCAAACCACGACGUUGUGAGCCAUUAUUUCUCGAAGCGAUCGAGCAAGAAAUACGGCCUUCUCCAAGCGUUGCAGUCAGCGAAGGAGUACCUCGGAGUUGAGGCGGCGGUUUGGGACGCGGAGAAGAUGUGGUUGUCGGUGAUAGUGUUGCUUUUUGUGGCGCAGUGUGGAAUCGGCGAGGUCACUCCUUUUCAUGAAGGAAAUGUCACAACAGCGCGCUAUCUCGAUCUCAGCAUCCUCGGAUUGGACGAUAACUGCACUCGCCCUGCCGUGGAACAGUUCCCGAAUACUGUCAUGACACCUGAGCAACGGGCAAACGGUGGAAUCAUCGUGCACGUGUUAGUGGUUGCUUACACUUUUGCAGCCUUGUCGAUUGUGUGCGACGAUUACUUUGUACCCUCUCUGGAAUCUAUAAGUGGUGCAUUGCAUUUGUCGGCGGACGUGGCGGGUGCGACAUUCAUGGCUGCGGGUUCAUCCGGGCCCGAGUUGGCGACGACGGUCAUCGGGGUAUUCAUUUCCAAGGACGACAUUGGCACUAGUGGAGUAAUUGGUUCUGCGGUUUUCAACAUCAUGCUGGUAAUUGGAGCUUGCGCCUUCGUUGCGUCGGUGGGCAAGAAACCUACUGUCUUGUUGUCCUGGUGGCCCAUGUUUCGCGACUCCCUUUUCUAUCUCCUGUCCAUUUCCGCCAUGUUGAUCGUGAUUUCCGAUGGAGUCGUUGUUUGUGGAAUACAAUUCCAACAGUUUCUUCCGCUGCUGGUUAGGUACGAAGCAGCAGCGUUAUUGCUCCUGUACGCCUUCUAUUGUUUCAUCAUGUGGCUGAACCCGUGUUUGGAGGUUGUCGUAAGCAGUUGGAUCCAACUUCCCUGUAACAAAUACUUGGUGAACGAAAAAUCCGGACUCAUGGCCUCGAGCACAUUUGAGGGUUACAAUGCCGACGGAACUGGUGGAAUUGAAAGUGGUGGCGUUAAUCCUGUGCCUAUUGGACCCGAUGUGGAUGUUGCGAGUGGUAAUGUACUCAUGAAGUUAUGUGAAUAUCUUCGAAGGAAUUUCUGUCUUCAAUUGCAACUCGAUAACCUCGCGUGCCGCAAAAAGAUAAUUAAGUUUUGGUCAGAAAAAAUUUCUGAACGCAUCGUCAGAAUAAUCUCCGAUUUUACAGGAUCAAAGGAUGGAUCAGCGAUUGAGGAAUCCGCGGAAGAGCGGUCCGCGUUUUCGAAAGUUAUGCACGUUCUGAUGACGCCAGUGCGAAUUGCGUUCAAGUACACCAUUCCGGACUGUUCCUCGGAAGAAUGGAAGCGUUGGUAUAUAGUAACUUUCUUGAUGAGCAUCACGUGGAUCGCACUCAUCUCGUACGUCAUGGUCUGGAUGCUAGCUGUCAUUGGAUUUACCAUGGGAAUAAGUGAUGUGAUCAUGGGUUUCACUAUUUUGGCGGCCGGUGUUUCCAUGCCGGACAUGCUGGCUAGCGUUGCCGUCGUGAAACAAGGCUACGGGGACAUGGCGGUUUCAAACGCGAUCGGGAGCAACGUAUUCGACAUCCUACUGUGCUUGGGAUUGCCGUGGUUCCUUCAAACUGCUGUUGUUUCUCCUGGUUCGACCGUAUUGGUGGCAAACAAAGGUUUAAGUUACAUGACCUUGUCGCUGUUCUCGACGGUGAUCUUCUUGUUGGUUGCGACACACGCGACAAGAUGGCGGCUAACAAUGGGCUACGGUGUCGUUCUCGUGCUCUGGUACUUCGUGUUCAUCAUCUUCGCGCUGCUUUACGAACUCAACGUAUUUGGGCCCGUCAGUUUACCGGAGUGCAUGUCAAGCUAUUAAAAAGCAGAAGAUUCGACGAAAGGGUGAAACCGGUGACCUAGAAACCUAGUGUCGAGGUGCACUCAGAAAUGACGCGAGAAUUCUCAAUUCAGCAUGCAAAGAAUAUUCCAAAAGUUGUUUCGCGUAAUAUUUGCGCGAAUUUUUGAAAGACACGUUCUUUAAAAAAGGAAGAAAAAACCUGUUACUCGGACGACUGCAAAGUUUAAACACGUUCAAAGGUUUUCAUCAUUCGAGCUUCUUUUGCCUUAUUCAUAUUGUUGAUGUUACGUGAAGCUCAUCGAAUCGCUUUUUUCCUUUUUUUCUGUGAGUCCUGUGGUCUGAUCUCCGCAUCUCGUGACAUUUUUUUUUUUUUUUUAGUGUCUU